ACCAGCCCGGAGCAGGAGGAGAUGAACGGGGGACUAGGGGUGAGGAGGAGGGGGGAGGAAGAGGAGAGUGUAGGAGGGAGGAUCCCUCUAAGUCCUUCCGUAGGGAUCUCUCCUUCUGCCACCAAUGAACAGCGCUCUCAACCCCCCAGCCAAUCAAAUGCCAGUUCCAAACCUCCAGGGGAGGAGCCAGAGAAGCCAGCCUUGAAGAAGACGUCAGGCAAAAUGGCUGCCGCAUUGGGCAAAACCAAAACUAACCCAGGGACCAAAACGCUUCCUACCGUAACCCCUGACAUCACCAAGCCCCAGGAUCCCACCCCGACCUCCGUCCCUGAACCCAAAAGAGCGGUAUCAUCGUUGCCUAACAACACUGAAAAGAAGCAUCCGCCCUCUGUCGCUCCCGAGACUCCAACCACCCAACGGCGCAAGAUGGCCGCCCAACUCCACAACACUGGCCCAGGCCCUGCUGCUCCUACAGUCCCUGCUGCUCCUACAGGCCCUGCUGCUCCUACAGUCCCUGCUGCUCCUACAGGCCCUGCUGCUCCUACAGUCCCUGUUGCUGCCUCUACCACUCCUACAGUCCCUGUUGCUGCCUCUACCACUCCUACAAUCCCUGUUGCUGCCUCUACCACUCCUACAAUCCCUGUUGCUGCCUCUACCACUCCUAAAGUUCCUGUUGCUGCCUCUACCACUCAUACAGUUCCUGUUGCUGCCUCUCCCACUCCUACAGCUCCUGUUGCUGCUUCUACCACUCAUACAGCUCCUGUUGCUGCCUCUCCCACUCCUACAGCUCCUGUUGCUGCCUCUACCACUCCUACAGCUCCUGUUGCUGCCUCUCCCACUCCUACAGCUCCUGUUGCUGCCUCUCCCACUCCUACAGCUCCUGUUGCUGCCUCUCCCACUCCUACAGCUCCUGUUACUACCACAGCGCCCCCCCCUGACAGGAGGCCGACAGUGCAGGCUCCAGUGGAGGAGAAGAAGCAGGAGACGGAUGAUAGGAGCUGGUGUCAGACCCAGCUCCCUGAGGCUGUAGCUGAGAGGCCUGCUGGAUUGGAGGUUGGGGUGGGUGUAGGGUCCAUGGGGGUAGGAACUGGGAUGGAGAUGGGAGGGGUAGGGACAUUUGGAGCAGGGGCAGGGGCAGGGAUAUUUGGAAUAGGGGUAGGUUCGGGAGUAGGACCUGGGAUAGGGCCAAGAGGUGACUCAAGCCCCAUUGGUAGAGACCAGAGGGCAGACAGGCACAGUGUAGAGUUCAGCAUGUCCAGGGGGGAACCCAAACCGUCCGAGGGGGGCUACAGCUAUACCAUAGGGGCCCUGGGAAGCUCCCCUCGUCUAGGCCGACACACCACCGCAUACGGCCAGGAGGUUGAGCUGGGGGGGUACGGGGGUUCCUACUGCUCCUCUCUGUACGGCAGUGGGGGUGGAGGAGGGAUGUAUGGGGGACUGGAGCACGGAGGUGUUGGGGUCAGAGGUCAUGGUAGUAGUACUGCUGAUUGGCAGAUGGACAGCGUGAUCGAACAGAUCGAGAAGCAAAUGGCGGCAGUGCUGGAGAAGAUCGAGGGGGACAUGCCCUCUCUCCUGGAACAGAUCAGUGACUGCCCCCCGCCUCCCGAACCCCCCCGCAGCACACACACCUCCCCCUCCUCACGCUCCCGCUCCUCUCAUCUCUCCCCCACCUCCUCCUCCCUCACCUCUACCUCUUCCCCCCCGCCCCUCCCCACCUCCCCCAGACCACCUCUCCCCUCCCUCCCCCACCUCACCAUCCCCCCUCCUUCCUACCCUCCUCCCUCCCCGCCCACCCACUCCCCUGGCCAGCCAAUCUGUGAGCAGGAGGAGAGAGAGGGACAGAUGGGAGCAGUCCAUUCUAGCCAAUCCCCAUCCUCCAGGCCAGGGAAGGGCCUAUAAGUUACAGUCUUGUCUCAUCGCUGCAACUCCCGUACGGACUCGGGAGAGGCGAAGGUCGAGAGCCGUGCGUCCUCCGAAACACAACCCAAUCCGCACUGCUCAACCCGACACAAUGCCCACUUACCCCGGAAGCCAGCCGCACCAAUGUGUCGGAGGAAACACCGUAACACCUGGCGACCGUGUCAGCGUGAACUGCGCCCGGCCCCGCCACAGGAGUCGCUAGAGCAUGAUGGGACAAGAACAUCGCUGCCGGCCAAACCCUCCCCUAACCCGGACGACACUGGGCCAAUUGUGCGCCUGCCCCAUGGGUCUCCCGGUCACGGCCGGCUGUGACAGGGCCUGGACUUGAACCAGGAUCUCUAGUAGCCUUAGACCACUACACCACUCGGGAGGCCCUUGUUGACUGGUUUUGAUCAUUUUGAAAUUGAUUGAUUCUACUGUAUACUGCUUUGUUCAUCUUCUUCUGAUCUUCUUCUGAUGUAAACUUCUUGAGACCCUCUCAGAUGCUGGCCUGCAUAUAAGGUCUGUCUGUCUGUCUUUCAAUAAAACGUCCAGA
Oncorhynchus keta (chum salmon) is the source of this 2455-nucleotide messenger RNA. RefSeq lists its product as uncharacterized. NCBI's taxonomy places the organism in Eukaryota, Metazoa, Chordata, Actinopteri, Salmoniformes, Salmonidae. The transcript has 2 exons. The record is from RefSeq and is a predicted model, not a curated record. The coding region runs from base 22 to 1899 and encodes 625 amino acids.